CCUCUACCGUUCACUUCGCGCACUGGCUGACUUCAAUGUUUCGCUGCGUCUGACAGUGUCCAGUAUAAACAAUAACCAGGAGUUUAAGGUGUUCUGUAAGUUUACUAAAUUUGAAAAUGGACCGGAAAGACACAGAAAUGAACGAUAAAGGAGUUUCAUCUUCUGCCAGCGGAGUUGUCGUCCAAGUAAGGGAGAAGAAAGGACCUUUACGCGCUGCCAUUCCCUAUAUGCCUUUUCCCGUAGCUGUCAUCUGCUUGUUUCUCAACACAUUUGUGCCCGGACUGGGUACGUUCAUCUCAGCCUUCACGGUUUUGUGCGGAGCGAGGACAGAUCUGCCCGACAGACACAUGUGCUGCGUGUUCUGGCUGAACAUCGCAGCCGCCUUCAUCCAGAUCCUCACCGCCAUCGUCAUGGUGGGCUGGAUCAUGAGCAUAUUUUGGGGAAUGGACAUGGUUAUUCUUGCAAGGCUGUAGAAGGUGCCAGAAUCCUUUGAACAAUGACUAUUAGAGCAGUCUGCUGGUAGGAGUGGAUUGAGAGCGCCACAGUAAUUGCUCCGUGUAGGCGGUAAAAGCUCCUCAUAGUAUAGUCUAUAGCGCUAAUGAAACACGGAGAUAUAGUCUUUCAGCAAUCCCUGCGAUUUUUUUCAUUUGCAUGUUGCUUUUUACUGAUCGAUUUAUAUUUCUAACCCUUUAUUUAUUUGUUUUUCUUACCUCAUGGCGGUUUGGACUGAAAGUCUCUGAAGGUAAGUGAACUUGAGAUAUGACUGUGCUGUUAAAACUUAAAACUCAUCUUCAGACCUGCCUCAAAUAAAACAAGAUGCACCACCAAAUACUGGACACCUACACACUACAUCUAUAUAUGGUUGACACUCCACGUCCGAAUGCUUAUUUUUUUUGUACACACAAUAUACAUUUACAAAUAAGUACACUUCAAGUUCAAAAGCUUCUUAUUUUAGUAUACUAGUAUACUUGAAAAUGUACCAUUUCAAUUCUACCUGCUAGGCGGAAAGUGCACUAAAAUACACUUUAAAAACUUGUUUAGUACUUUAAGGGGCGGGUGUACUAUAAAGUGUAGUACACAAUUUAUUAUUGGUUUAAGUGUACUAGUACAACUAAAUCUUUUUACAACUAAAUCUUUCUUCGUAAAGUAUUUGAGAAAUAAUACUUAAAUUUGACUUUUAAAGUCUAAAAAUAGCACACAUUAAUACGCUUUUUUGUAACUUAUAAAACUUAAAAAAAUCAUCCAAAUCCACUUUCUUCAACCAAAAAAUUCUACAUGUAUAAGAAAUUAUAAGAUAUUACAAAGCUCACGCUUAAUUUAAGCCAUCAUAUUUGUUUUUUUACCACAAAACACCAAAAAUGUUGCUAUGGUUGUCAUACAUCAGUCAUCACAAUUUCAGGAGUGACUCCCGUAUUCUAUACCCACAGUGCAAUACAUUUACAUUAUUCACUCCCACAUUUAUAUUGAUGGCUGUCGUUUCUAUAAAUCGACGUGGCCAUUAUUUUAAUAAAACAAUGCAUGACAUCAUCAUUAAUAGCGUCAAAGUAUUUGAUACAGGUCUGCCGUUCUGUUUCUCGUUUUAUCCCAUCAUCACUACACAUGCUGCAAGCUCAUUCUGAUCCAUCUCUGAUAAUGUGCCUCCUGCCAUCUGCCAGUCUCCCGUCAGUCUGCUUGAGACACUUUUUGUCUAUUAAAUGCCAGUGGAGUCAUAGCGCUCAUUAGAAUAGAAGCCCAGCAAAGGCAAGACAUCAUACGGAGUCUGCUGAGAUGCACCACAGCCGCACGCUGAGCUUUCACAAGAUAUUUCAGCAGCUUGCCUUUGUGGUACGGAAGCCAGCUUACGCUUGUCUUUAAACACGCAGCACAAUGGUUUGCAUGCAAAAGCUUCAGAUUUAAAAUGUAUUUUGACCUUAUUAAGCUGAAAGCUUUGAUGCAUUGAUUUAUUAACAGCGUUUAAUGUUCUAAUGUAAUGUUUUAUUAAGUUUAUUGGAGUCAUUAAUCCAUUUCCAUUCUAAGCCCACCCUACAGUAAAUACUACACGAUAAAGCCCACAUUUAAGUGUUGCUGGAGAUUGUUGAGUCUUUGCUAUAAAAUGCCAACCCCCUGUUAAAGUGAUAUAUGAAGAUGACAAUAUAUGAGUCACCGCUCCAGAUGGUCGAUUGAUGUGUCAAGUGAAGCUCACGUCAGGUGGUAGAUGAACAUUUCUGCUAUUUUAAUAUUUAAGUUGGUUUCAAAAUGUCCUCAAGACUUUUUAUAGGAAAUAAAACCAUAAUUUAGUGCUUAAGAUAUCUUCUGUACUGUAUGUGCCUUCUUGAAGGUCACAGAAAAGAAAUGAUCAGGAAAUCCCCAAACAAAUUAAACUUUCAUAUUGAACUAGUCCUUAAAGGGAUUGUCCACCAAAAAUAAACAAAACAAUUCAUCCAGAUUUUACGUGGAAAAACCUUUGAUUCUUUUUUCAGUGGAACACAAAAGAUGUUUUUUUGAGAAUUGUCAGAAAAGUAAAUUUCCGUCCAUACAAUGGAAGUCAAUGGGAACCAAUUUUGUUUGGUUACAAACAUUUUAUAAAAUAUAUUUUGUUUUCUGCAGAAGUAAUUUAAGUUUGGAAUGACAUGAAGGAAUUAAAUGAAAGAUUUUUCAUUUUUGGCUGAAUGAUCACUUUAAAGUACUUUGCGUUGUUGUCAUGGUUAUUGGCUCUUUAGACUUUAUAAUGGAAAGGUUUCAAGUUACGUCCCGCUAUUCAACCACCAUGUUCCAUUUCAGCCAUUCAGUUCACCCAUUUGGCUUUUUGUACCGCCCGUCUUAUAACCUCUCUAUCGCUCCUCGGUUUACAGGGUACAGGGAGCAGGCCGUCCCCCAGCAGCUCUGAUUCCUGCCCUCCAAAUCUGGCAUGCGCACCUUUCCCGUGCCAUCCGGCCAACACGUAUUGGAGCUUUGAGACGGCCAGGGAUCCAGGGAUUUCAUAUGUCGAUUCUCAGUCCAGCUCGUGUUAUAUAUAUUCAGUUACUGAAUAAAUUGACCUGACUGCUGAGGGACAGCAGAAGAGUGGACUGUGAAUCUGUCUUGCUCAUGUGAACUGUCUACCUUACACCUGUCAGGGAAAUUUCUUUAAUUCAAUCUUGCUGUGCUCUGUAUUCUUAACAUGUAUUAAGUCGACACAAAUACCCUUAUAACCUACACAUCUGUAAAGUGUAUGUAAAAGUGCUUUCAAAUGUGCAAUCAAUGUAGCUAAAAUAAAGGGAGGCUUAAAGGAAUAGUUCACACAAACAUAAAAGAAGUUCUGCCAUGUAAUUUCAAUGUUUCACCAAUGAACAACAAAAGCGGCAGUAUUUAUAAAAGCAUAAUGUCCAAAAUGAAGUUGCUAUUUAAUAAAAUAUAAAGUUAAUAGUGACCGUGUCAACAUUUUUAGGGAAAGUUAGUUAAUUACAUAUCCAAACCUAUCAAACACCUUCCGAAAUCACUGAAUAUAAUGCAGUAUUUCCUAUAUAUUUGGUGCUUUGGCCUUCUUAAAGCUUCACAUCUUUAAAGGAAUAGUUCACCCAAAAAUGGUCCCCAUUGACUAGUUCAUUUUUAUUCCUACAAUAGAAAGUCAAUGGGAACCAUUUGUGGAUUAACCAUUUCUUUAAGAAGGACAUGGUCCCCCUCCACUUUGAGUGUAUUGUAACAAAAAUAUCUUAUGAUAAGUCAUAUGUUUGAAAUAACAAAAGUAAAUGCCAGAUUUUUUGUAUGAAUUUUUGUGACCUAUUCCUUUUAUAACGUAUAAAGUUUGCUUCUCACACAACACUUUACUGUACGAAUACAGUACAUACUACACAGAAUAUUUACAUGGUCAUGUGCAUUACAGUAUUUAUAGUAUUUUAGUGUGCUGUGUUUUAUUACUCAAAUCAAGCCUUAUACAUUGUUUAUUUAUCUAUUUGAUUUACUUAUACAUGUUUUACAAGUCAAUACAUUUUUUUGAAGGGAUACAUUCUGUACUGUUUAUAUGAAAAGAAAAAAAUGUAAUGGUUUUUAAAAAUGUAUGUUAACCCUUAAACACAAUGCAACUCAUUGUAAAAUACAAGUAAUAAAUCAAUACAUAUUAUUAUACAUUGUGCCCUAUAGAUUUUUUAACACCGUGUUAUUUGUAAUCUCUAAUAGUCCUAAAUACCCAGAGCCCAUCACCCAGACAAAUAACGUUUUCUUCGGAAGUAAAACAAGUGUUGUUGAAUAGUGGGACAGUUGCCAUAGUCACUGCUUACUUUAAUUGACUCAUGUUGUGUAUGAAAAUAACACAACUAGUGGGAGUUGUUGUUAUUUGACUGGAAAAGGCGCAGUGCAAAGUGCAGGAUUCCAAACAUAGUGAUUUUAAAAUUGAUUCCAGUUGUAAAUGCAACAAAGUAAAUAAAUGAUGCCGAAUGUGCAAAACAUUUGGAAAACUUUAGUAAAGUCUUAUGAAUUGAUUUUAUGUGAGUUAUAACAUUUCUGAAGUCUUAAUUUUUUUUUAUUCUUUUUUUAAUAUGAAUAGAUGCUUGUCUCUGCUGUGAAUGUAUUUGAGCAUUUUUUAUGUAUACAAAGUGAACUGAAUUUUUUGUGUUGUUCUAGUGCUGCCUAUUUAAAAACCAUCAGUGUUAUUCAGUCCAAAGGCGUGGAUUUAUUACAGCCAGACGUAUGUUGCUCAGCAGACUUACACAAUGAAUUGUAACCUCUCACACCUCUGUACAUGUCAGAGGCAGCGUGUAAUAAAUUCUGCUUUUUGAAAGUG
This is a messenger RNA of Triplophysa dalaica, 4738 nucleotides long. RefSeq names its product stum, mechanosensory transduction mediator homolog (gene stum). The record is from RefSeq and is a predicted model, not a curated record. NCBI's taxonomy places the organism in Eukaryota, Metazoa, Chordata, Actinopteri, Cypriniformes, Nemacheilidae. The coding region runs from base 117 to 473 and encodes 118 amino acids. The transcript is spliced from 3 exons.